UUGGAUUUUAUUUUUUUUGCGAAACCAAACCUAUGAUUGAAAAUUACCAGCACAUAAAUCAUCAUCUUGAAAUUUCACUAACAUCCAAGGUCGUUUGGUAUGAAAUCGGACCACCUACAUUUUAACAUGUUUUAAGCCCAAACGGUCUUGGAUUUUUAUGAAAUUGUAGGAUGGUGGUCUAUGUUAGUAACUUUCAAUUCUACGGGUAGGCUUUGCAAAAAGAAAAUUAAUCCAAUGAAAGGUAAAUAUGAAAGUCUAAGAUUUUUUGUAUGAAAAAAUUGUUAUCCCCAACUCCAAGUCCUAUCCGCGGGAAUGGGUUCUGAUGGAGCUGCAAGCAUUGUACACUUCUGCAUAAUCUUUUUCGGAGUCACAGAUAGAGCAACCUUGAGGAGGAGGGGGGGAGGUAGCCUGCCUCAAUCAGUUGAGGGUGGGGCUUCUGUGGAUAGUAUGCUAGGAUGUUUGACCACUAAGGAUGAAGUGGAAAAAAUAAGUGCGUGUGUGUGUAUUAAAAUAACAUUUGAGGGAAUUGAUCCCAAAUCAAAGAUGGCAGAGCAGAAAGCAAAGGCAUGGAAAGCGGCAUCCUCAAAGCCUCCCGUAAGCGUCCUGCCUUACCAGACACCAAUGUUAAAGGAGCAUUACACCCUGGGGAAGAAGCUGGGCCACGGCCAAUUCGGGACGACCUACGUGUGCACGGAGAGAGCCACCGGGCUUGAAUACGCCUGCAAAUCCAUCCCAAAGAGGAAGCUGCUGUGCAAAGAGGAUUACGAGGACGUGUGGAGGGAGAUCCAGAUCAUGCAUCAUUUGUCCGAGAACCCACACGUUGUUCGGAUCAAGGGAACGUACGAAGACGACACGACCGUUCACCUUGUCAUGGAGGUCUGCAGGGGCGGGGAGCUGUUCGACCGCAUCGUGUCCAAGGGCCACUUCAGCGAGCGAAAGGCUGCUGAGUUGAUGAAGACCAUUGUUGGGGUAGUAGAGGGGUGCCAUUCUCUUGGGGUCAUGCAUAGGGAUCUCAAGCCUGAGAACUUCCUGUUUGAUACCCCAGAUGAGGAUGCAAAGCUCAAGGCCACCGAUUUCGGCCUCUCUGUCUUCUACAAGCCCGGUCAGUAUCUUUCUGAUGUGGUAGGCAGCCCCUACUAUGUUGCUCCUGAGGUGCUGCACAAAUUUUAUGGACCCGAAAUCGAUGUAUGGAGUGCUGGUGUUAUCCUUUACAUCUUAUUGUGUGGGGUUCCACCUUUUUGGGCUGAAACCGACAAUGGCAUCUUUAAGCAGAUCAUGAAAGGGAAAAUAGAUUUUGAAUCCGAACCUUGGCCUUCCAUUUCGGAGAGCGCAAAGGAUUUGAUAAAAAAGAUGCUCCAACGCGAUCCCCGACAACGAAUAACUGCACAUCAAGUCUUAUGCCAUCCUUGGAUCGUGGACGACACAGUUGCACCAGACAGGCCUUUGGGCUCGGCAGUUUUGACACGCCUAAAGCAAUUCUCUGCCAUGAACAAACUUAAAAAGAUGGCAUUGCGUGUCAUAGCAGAAAGGCUCUCAGAAGAAGAAAUAGGAGGGCUAAGACAGUUGUUCAAAAUGAUUGACGCAGAUGGGAAUGGGACCAUCACAUUUGAAGAACUCAAACAGAGUUUGAAAAGAGUCGGGUCUGAGCUGAUGGAGUCUGAAAUCCGUGAUCUGAUGAAUGGGGCAGACAUUGACAACAAUGGGUCUAUCGACUACGGUGAAUUUCUGGCAGCCACUUUACACUUGAAUAAGAUGGAAAAAGAGGAAAACUUGCUUGCAGCUUUCUCAUACUUUGACAAAGAUGCUAGUGGCUACAUAACCAUUGAUGAGCUUCAACAGGCGUGCAAAGACUUUGGUUUCGCCGACGCUUCUUUGGAUGAAAUUAUCAAAGAAAUUGAUACAGACAAUGAUGGGCGAAUCGACUAUGGGGAAUUUGCCACAAUGAUGAGAAAGGGAAACAGAGGAAUGAGUACGAGAGGCAAUUUGAAUUUUAACAUUGCAGACGCCUUCGAAUCAAUGGAAGGGUGUUCUUCCGGCCCUUCGUGUAGUUAACUUUGCUCUUGCUCUCAAUUAUACUACGUAUUAAUUGUUAACCCGUAUGUGUCUAAAAUGAUACUCCGUAAUAAUUAUAUUAAAUUAAAUAUUUGUAAAAUACUGUACAAGAUAGCUUAUUAAAUUGAAACUUCAAUG
This is a messenger RNA of Cuscuta campestris, 2190 nucleotides long. NCBI's taxonomy places the organism in Eukaryota, Viridiplantae, Streptophyta, Magnoliopsida, Solanales, Convolvulaceae. The record is from the annotation of a GenBank genome assembly.